UCGGCGAAGAGGUCUCGGUGAAGGCUGUGAUGUGUCGGGGCUUUAAGAGUGCGGGCUGCAGGCUGGCCCUGGACGGCCCUCUUGGCCAGUCCCUGCGAUGUUGCUGCUGCUGCUGCUGCGGCCGGUCCGCUCUGAUCACGGGAUAGAGCCGGGGGAGGGGCGCGGGGACUGGCGCAGGCCUCCAGCUGUCAGAUCUUAAGUAAAAAUGGCAAAGGAUCAAUUGUACCGAAGAGGUAGUUUCAAUAGCUACCAGAGCAACACAAGUGAUGAAGAUAUGGUGGAAAUUGCAGGUGCACCUCUGGACUUUUCUUUGGCAGAUGAUGUUCCCCCUUUAGACAGGGAGCCACAAGAAGGGUACACAUCCUAUAAUGGAACAGGAAUGAAUGGUUCAAGCAAGAUAAUGGAUUUUCUAGAUGAGCCAAUACCUGGUUUAGGGACAUAUGAAGAUUUCAAUACAAUAGACUGGGUCCGUGAGAAAUCCAGGGACAGAGACAGACACCGAGAGAUUACAAGCAAAAGUAAAGAAUCGUUGUGGGCCCUUAUUAAAGGUCUGAGUGAUGCCUUCUCUGGGUGGCUGGUGAUGUUACUGGUUGGACUUAUGGCAGGUGCUAUUGCUGGUUUGAUCGAUAUGGCCUCUCACUGGAUGACAGAUCUGAAAGAAGGUGUCUGUUUACAGGGGUUCUGGUACAACCAUGAACAUUGUUGCUGGACGUCCAGUGAAACUACUUUUGAGCAACGUGACAAAUGCCCUCAAUGGAAGUCUUGGUCGGAGCUGUUUCUCAACCAGUCAGAUGGAGCUGGUGCAUACAUAUUGAAUUACUUCAUAUAUAUUAGCUGGGCUAUGGCUUUCGCUUUCCUGGCUGUGGCUUUGGUCCGUGUAUUUGCACCUUAUGCUUGUGGAUCUGGAAUUCCAGAGAUUAAAACCAUAUUAAGUGGCUUUAUCAUUAGGGGCUAUCUAGGAAAGUGGACUCUGAUCAUAAAGACUGUUACCCUGGUUUUGGCUGUGUCUUCAGGCCUCAGUCUGGGAAAGGAAGGUCCCCUAGUGCAUGUGGCCUGCUGCUGCGGCAAUUUUGUUUGUCAUUUGUGUACAAAAUAUAGAAAAAAUGAAGCUAAAAGGAGAGAGGUUCUGUCAGCAGCUUCAGCAGCAGGUGUCUCUGUUGCUUUCGGUGCCCCCAUCGGGGGAGUUUUGUUUAGCCUUGAAGAGGUCAGCUAUUACUUCCCUCUGAAAACUUUAUGGAGAUCAUUUUUUGCUGCAUUGGUUGCAGCCUUCACACUCCGGUCUAUUAAUCCAUUUGGGAAUAGUCGCCUUGUGCUGUUCUAUGUAGAAUUCCACAGCCCCUGGCAUUUGCUGGAAUUAAUCCCUUUCAUCCUCUUGGGAAUCUUUGGAGGAUUAUGGGGAGCUUUUUUUAUUCGUGCCAACAUUGCCUGGUGCAGAAGACGCAAGACCACCAAAUUAGGGAAGUACCCAGUUCUUGAGGUCCUUGUUGUGACUGCCAUCACUGGUAUUUUAGCUUUCCCUAAUGACUAUACUAAGAUGAGUACCAGUGGGCUUAUUUCAGAGUUGUUCAAUGACUGUGGACUUUUGGAUUCAUCACAACUCUGCGAUUACAUUAACGAUGUCAAUAGCACCAAAGCCAUUGAUGACUUGCCAGAUCGUGCAGCAGGUAAAGGUGUCUACAUGGCAGUUUGGCAGCUGGCUCUAGCACUGGUGUUUAAAGUCUUCAUCACAAUAUUCACAUUUGGUAUGAAGGUUCCCUCAGGACUCUUCAUUCCAAGCAUGGCUGUGGGUGCAAUAGCUGGAAGACUUCUAGGAAUAGGAAUGGAACAGCUAGCUUACUAUCACCAUGACUGGAUCAUCUUUAAAGGAUGGUGUAGCCCUGGAGCUGACUGCAUCACUCCAGGGUUAUAUGCCAUGGUCGGUGCUGCUGCAUGCCUAGGUGGUGUGACCAGGAUGACUGUGUCAUUAGUGGUUAUAAUGUUUGAACUAACUGGUGGAUUGGAGUAUAUUGUACCAUUAAUGGCUGCUGUAAUGACUAGCAAAUGGGUCUCUGAUGCAAUUGGACGUGAGGGCAUUUAUGAGGCACACAUUCGAUUGAAUGGCUACCCAUUCUUGGAAGCAAAGGAAGAAUUUACACACAGAACAUUAGCAAUGGAUGUAAUGAGACCUCGACGCAAUGACCCUCCUCUGACCAGCCUCACUCAGGAAGGGAUGAAGGUGGAAGAUGUGGAGACAAUCAUUAAUGAAACAACAUACAGUGGAUUCCCUGUGAUAGUGUCAAAAGAAUCCCAGCGACUUGUAGGUUUUGUCCUCCGAAGAGACCUAAUAAUUUCAAUUGAAAACGGAAGGAAACGGCAAGAUGGGAUUGUCAGUACUUCGACUAUUUAUUUUACUGAGCAUGCUCCUGUGCAGCCUCCCAACAGCCCAGCUGCACUCAAACUGCGCUCCGUCCUAGAUCUGAGUCCCUUCACAGUGACCGAUCACACUCCCAUGGAAAUAGUGGUAGACAUAUUCCGAAAACUAGGCUUAAGACAGUGUCUUGUUACUCAUAAUGGGCGGCUCCUUGGCAUUAUCACAAAAAAGGAUAUACUGAAACAUAUUGCUCAGAUGGCUAACCAAGAUCCUGACUCCAUUAUGUUUAACUAAAAUAAAAUUUUGUUCAUCUCAGUAGAGAUUGCAGAGAGGAAGGUUUAUUGCUGGUAAUGUGCUCUGACUAAUGUCAGCAUUGUACCAUAAGUUCCUUCUGAGGAUCGAGAAUGGUGUACCUCAUGUUCAACGAGUGUCUGACUUCCAAUUGCACUACACAAUCAGCAAGAUCUUUACCUUAGGUUCUUGGAUAAACACUGUGGAACUGUAAGAUGACUGAAUGAAGAACUGAUCUAAGUGUGUACUUCCAUCCACAAUUUGUAUUAAAUUCAUUGCAAUAGGGGUGUCAUUGAGUACUGGGUGCAUUAAUUGUUUCAGAUUUAUAAACAGAUAACCUCAAUAAAUUGUUUUGUCUUUGGACUUGUUUGAGAUUAGAUUUUCCAACAUUAUCUGAUAAUGCAGUCAAGUAUGAAUUCAGUUAUUUUGGCACAUUCUCCUGUGAUUGAAUGAUUAAUAUAAGCAAUGUUAUUGAGCUAAGAUUUAUCAGUGUUUUGUCUGAAGAAAAACAAAUGUGUAAGUACUUUUAAAAUUGCAAUUAUACUUGAUACAUAUAAUCCUCCCAAUUUAAGAAGGUUAACACACCAGCAGUUAUGAGGUCCCUUGUCAGAAAACUCUGUUUUAACUUGAUGUUUACAGGACUACCAAAUAAAAAUAAUCACAUUCUGCGCAACUUAGUUUAGUUAAAUAUAAUGUGCAGGGCUCGGUGUACAUAUGAGAGAAAUCAGCUACUUUUCCAUCAAAUAAACAGUUCAGUAAAUAAAUACAGUUGUUCUAAGGGACUGGUUUUUUUUUGUUUUGAAAUAAUUCCAGUUACUCAUUGAUCCUUUCACAUGCUACCCUCGGAAAUUACAGAGGAUCAAGCUUUUGUUGCUGUAUUGGAAGACAUCACUAUCCAAAGAAGCUCUGUUAAAUGGAAUGGAAUGAUCACAUCUAAAAGUCCCAACUAUUAUAUACUAAUUGUGUGUUGGUUUUGGAUAAUUUCACUGAAAUACUUGAUUGUUGCCCAUAUGCAAGCUAGACAUUAUUGGGUAGCUUGCUGCUAGUCAAUGAUAACUUUCACUAUUUCUUUUUUCUGUUUUUCCACAAUAAGGAUGUGGGCAUCUAUGACACAAACAUCAUUCAAAACAUUUUGUGACUUCCGGUAAAGAUAUAUAGAAGAUAUCUCAUAACUACUUCCUGGUGCAGUUUUGAUGCUAAUAGCUUGAGAUUUAUUUGCUUUUUGUCCUGUUAUUCUGGGGCAUUCAUUUGUAAGCACUUUAUCUUUUUACUUUCUACGACACUACAAAGUGAUUUUAAUAUGACAACCUCAUCUGUCGUAGAUUUUAAAAACAACCUAAAGAAAUCUCAAUAAGCUUAAAUGUUAAACGUUCCAUUUCCCCUAUAGCUAAAACAUGAGAUGCAGUCUAGCUUGACAGGAGGGUUUUUGGAAAUCUAUGCUGACAUCAAACCUUUCAUUUCACUAGCACAUACCACCAGCAAUUAAGAGGUUAAGAAAGCACAUUCCCAUGGUCCAUGGUUCUUACCAUACUUUUCAUGACUGAGCAUGUUCAGCUCUAAGCGUGGCUCUGAUGCCAGCUUUUCCCUUCCACAACAGGAGGUGGAUCUCAGUGAAUUUAAAGGACUUGUGUGCAGUCUAUCAUCAUUCUGAUGUUGUGCAGAAUUUGUAUGAAUCCAAAUAGUGUCAUUUAUUUUCACAUCUUGUCAGAAUGUAUGUUCCACUAAUAUUUUUGUGUAUCAGGUGGAGAGAAACCAUUGUUCAGAAUGGUUGCUUAAAUCUUAAAUUGUGUUUACAAAGAGUUUCAAGACUAUCUUUUGAGAUUUAUUUCAGUUAUCCAGGUUUGGAACUUUUUUUCCUUUUUUCUGUUUAUUUAUAACUCAGUAGUGCAUGCUGAAUCUGGAAGAUUGAAAUAAAAAGCACACCAGUUACUCAUUGUUAUAGUGCUUCCUUCAGCACUGAGGGCAGACUGGUAUAUGAUGCUGACUUAACAGGUUUCCAAUUGAAAGCAAUCACAAAUAUCAUGUCUUUUAUACAUCUCCUGCAGGAUGACCUUUCUCCACUACUUCUCCGUGAAGAAAAUUCACUUCACAAUCUUCUUGUUAAGAGUCCACCAUUGAAAUGCUUCAGCUACUGGACUCUAACUACAUAUUUUCUUCUCAACACUUAUUUAAAUAUAAUUAUUCAUCCUGUCAAAAUGCUUUGCAUCAGGGAAAUCCUGGCAGCAAUUUUUGUGCAGAUUGCAAAUUGAAGAAAGAAACCCACAUGCAUGACCAAUGGGAAUGAGACUGAGGAAGGGAACGAGUUAGAUGUUAAGAUAAAUCAUAAGAAAACUAUACUUGAAUCAUCAGUUGCAAUUUGCAUUACCCAUAAUUUGACAAUUGAUCCGAAUUCCUACUCGUCAAAGAAAUUGUCACAGUUAAUGAUGGGAGAAAUGGAAAUAUUACUCUUAUACAAUGGGCCUUUUAACAUGUUAGGUUGGAAUCCAUUGUUAGUGUGUCGGUGGUGGGGGGAGCGGGGCUUCUGAAUUGCAAAAUGUGAAGGAAAAGCUAAAUUUUAAAAAUUAAUUUAUAAACUUAAACAGUGACCUAAGCUAUAGUCAAAUAGAAAUCUUAAACAUAAUCCUCAGGUUCUAUUUUUGAUGCAUUGGAGACUGGCUGGCUGGAGUUGUGAAUUCUAUUUACUUGUAAAUGCAUACACUGAUGUUAAUCAAAAUCUGUCCAGUCACACACAAAUCAGGUUUGGUACAAUGGUAACUCAUCACAUCUCUGAAUGAAAUAGUUGUCUCUGUAAAUCCCACCUAUUUGAACCCUUAGUAUUGUCUGACUCUUCAGUGUAGGACUGUUCUGGAAGUGAGACACACACACACACACACACACACACACACACAAUACUGGGAAGAGAGAUAACAUGGGGGAGAGAAAUAGCAGCCAAUACAUUGCUGAGGCACAUGAAUGAUUUAAAUACUGGCAAAAUGCCAAUAUAUGUAUUUUCUGGAGUAGAUUAUCACACAUGCCUUUUUGGCAAGUGCUUUUGAAAUUAAACGUAGUCGUCUGUUGUACAAGUUAUAUCAUUAAAUAAAAAUGAUUUUACUGUUAUUCUUUUCUAAUAUAGUUUUGUCCCUGAGCCCAGAAUGCAAGUCAUUGUUGCACAUUGUUGUUAUAUCUAGCAAACAUUGUUUUGUUGAUCAGCAAACAUUUGUUAUGUUAAUCUGCACAGAAUUUUUAAAAUAAUCUGUUAUGAAGGCUUCAUAUUUUGAGUUUUUUUAGGCAUUUGAGUUUUGAUUGAUUGUGGGUUGAGAGGAUUUAAUUCAAGUUUUAUGGAGAUCUCUGGGUUUUUUAAAAGUAAUUAAUGAAACAAUAUAUUGGAAUCCUAUUUAAAACAAGGUAUUUCCUGGAACCACUAGUUGAUACUAUUUGUCGAACUUGUUUGCUGGAGGUCACCUGACUGGGUUUUAUAACUGUCUUGUUUUAAGUGUCUUAUAGGCAAUUGGAGUUGUUUUGAAGCAAACGUAAAAUACUGGAGAAACUCAGCAGGGGUCUGCAGCAUUGAUGGAGAGAGAAACAGGGUUAAUGCUUUGAACCUGAUGAUUCUUCUCAGACUCACCUUUAACUCUGUUUCUCUCACCACAGAUGCUGCUAAACCUGCUGAGUUUCUCCUGCAAUUUGUGUUUAUUUCAGAUUUCCAGCAUCACAGUAUUUUACUUCUAUGAGAAGCCUGAUGAAGAAUAAGCAGUCUAGCUCAUCUCUCCGGGUUCGGAAACAUCCUUGUUGUGAAACCUAAUUAUCUUGUUGAAAGCAGCUGAAAGAUUUCUUGGUAGUGUUUUCUGAACAGCCUGCAUCUGCCAAGACCCUAGAGACAACUGCAAUGUCUCACUACUUGUCUGUAUGUACCAUUAAUAUUCGACCAAUGGCCUCCUAAUGUCUUAUUCUUUUGUUUCACUAGGAAUUAACCAUUAUUAGCCAAAUGUUUUCCCCCCAUAAUGAAUGGCUACAAAGCAAAAUCUAUUUUCUUUCUCUCUUUACCUUGUAUGUCUGGUUUAUGUGCUUUGUGUUAUU
Hemiscyllium ocellatum (epaulette shark) is the source of this 6697-nucleotide messenger RNA. It is a transcript of the gene clcn5b, whose product is annotated as chloride channel, voltage-sensitive 5b. The transcript is spliced from 13 exons. Gene Ontology annotation, cellular component: early endosome; synaptic vesicle; membrane. Bases 206 to 2644 code for a protein of 812 amino acids. Lineage: Eukaryota; Metazoa; Chordata; Chondrichthyes; Orectolobiformes; Hemiscylliidae. Gene Ontology annotation, biological process: chloride transport; transmembrane transport. Gene Ontology annotation, molecular function: voltage-gated chloride channel activity. The record is from RefSeq and is a predicted model, not a curated record.